CCGGAAAUUCCAUACGGAGUACCGUCCUCCUCAUCAUCGUCAUCAGCAUCAUCACCAGCAUGUCUGACUGUAAAACAAGCUGCGUGCCUGCGUGCCUGGUAUGACUCUGGUUCUCAGGCCGCAUGCCACAGACAGAAUUCGUCUCUGCCUCUGCCUCUGGCCUUUGCCGUUGCCGUUGCCUCUUGUUCUGCUUGGCUGUCUGCGUACCAAGUCAUCACGACGUGGGUAUGUCAUGAAACUACGCGCCUCCUGGGCUCAAUUAUAGCCAAGUAUCACGUCCAGUAUCCGUCGUACAGAAAC
This is a messenger RNA of Mollisia scopiformis, 300 nucleotides long. RefSeq lists its product as uncharacterized. Lineage: Eukaryota; Fungi; Ascomycota; Leotiomycetes; Helotiales; Mollisiaceae. The transcript has a single exon. The record is from RefSeq and is a predicted model, not a curated record. Bases 101 to 265 code for a protein of 54 amino acids.